Messenger RNA from Scleropages formosus (Asian bonytongue), 5682 nucleotides. RefSeq names its product forkhead box O4 (gene foxo4). Lineage: Eukaryota; Metazoa; Chordata; Actinopteri; Osteoglossiformes; Osteoglossidae. Gene Ontology annotation, biological process: regulation of transcription by RNA polymerase II. The record is from RefSeq and is a predicted model, not a curated record. The transcript has 3 exons. Gene Ontology annotation, cellular component: nucleus. Gene Ontology annotation, molecular function: DNA-binding transcription factor activity, RNA polymerase II-specific; RNA polymerase II cis-regulatory region sequence-specific DNA binding. Bases 2084 to 3937 code for a protein of 617 amino acids.
AAAAGUAAGUGGCUGUCGUCAGUGUCAAUGUUGUUGGGGCGAUUCCUAAAGCAAGGAAUGACAUUCCUUAAUUAGGCAAUAAAUUGGCUUUAACUCAUGCCACGGAAAUGUCUGCAUACGUGCAUGUGUAAACGGAAGAAUCCGUUGCGUAAGAGUGAUUUACAACUCGCAAAAUUGGCUUACUGUCUGCUGGCCCAAAUGCACUCAUUCUGGCUCACUCGAAUGUGGCUCCGCUUCUUGCCGUCACAUGACUGCAGUUCCCAGCAGGCCGUAGAGCGCAGGCGCAGAUCUCAUCGCCCGCUGUGGUAAACAGACGUCAGAAGGGAGUCUUCGCGUCGAGUCAAAACAAAACAAAAAUAGUGGGAUGAUCGACUAUCUGUGUGCAGGCACGGAGUGAAACAGCGCUGAAAACCGAGAGGAACGAUCGCCGAGGAGAAACGACAACGAGAGUUUUGUUGGACCACCUUCAACCAUUUUUUUCAGAGUAGUAGUCGUUGGCUAGCGUUAGCGGGCUAGCAAGUUUGUCAUGUUGAAGAAGCCGCCUUUGAGUUUCUGCGCGAGCGAACGCCGACCGCCGAGGGAGCUCCAGACGCGCCGGGGUCUCCCUCUGUCUCUGCCCUGAGCCGAAGAUCGUGCGGGAAGACACGGCGGACGAGUAGAAGGAGUCGCUCUGACUGAACUUUUUUUUUUCUCUUUUAGCCAGCUCGAGGGUCCUGCACCGCUGCUCCGGGAACAUGGCAGACGGUGGCACGCGGCGCUAGCCCGCGGCGUGGAGGAGGGGGGUGGGGGGGGUCGAGAGCGUGCAGCGUGCGCGUGCGGUCCACUCUACUCCGAGCCAAACACGAUUUUUUUUCCUCGCGGAUUUUUUUUUUUUUUUUCUUCACCGAGUUGUUCAUCAUUUUCUCCUUCUCCCCCGUUUUUUUUCACCGGAUCGAACAACCUGCUCGGUCCUUGCCGAGUUCAGCGCUGCUAAAAGUGGACGGUCAACCGAACGGAGAGAAAAACCCGCACCGCCGCCACCUUUUAAAAUCGGUUUUUAUGGCCUGGUUUUCCUUCGCUAAAAUACACUUUCAUCGAACGAAGGAAUGAGGGGAGUUAUUCAAAAUGAACUAUUUUGUUAGGUGCUCACUAUUAACAGUGAGCGACAGGUGAGUGACAGCUGCUGAAAGAGCCCCCGCAGUCAGAUACUUACUGAUGCCUCUGUGUACCAGAGAACUGUUAACUUGUUAAAAGUUAGUUAUCCGUUAGCAUCCGUUUUUUCGCGGUGUAAAGGGACGGCUCCUUGUUUUCCAGCCCUCGCGGCCGCGGUGCUCCUGCCCUGUUGUGCUCCGCUUCACCCGAGCGGCGGGUUUUCAUAGACAAAACUGACACUUGUCAUCAUACCGAAACGAUCAAAGCGCAGAGAUCGACAUUAAUCUCGAAAUAUACAUCCAAUACAUUCAUCAGAGCGAUGGCAUCUGGAAAUGAAUGAUUUUGUUUUUUUUUCCUUUUUAAUGAAUGAUGAGGUUUUUUUGCAUUUACAACUGUGUAAAUGUGAAAGUAUAUUUUUGGUCUUUUUGUUUCGUGCUGUUCAGGACACCUCCCUCGCUCCAGAUGUUUUGAAUCCGUUUCUCCACCGAUUCUCUUUGUUCUUUUUAGGUAAACAAAACAAACUGCGUUCCAGGCUCCCCUUGGACUCUAAAUCUGGAGGUUUUAGCUGGCUACUAUUAAGGAGAUUAUUUGGUCCCUUUAAUCUCCAAUCGGAGGAUUAACCGGCGCUAUAUUGGUGUAUCCAGAUUAUUGUGAUUUUUUUUUUCUUUUUUUUUUUUUUUUUUUCUGACAGCCACUCGACUCAUGUUUGUGGCCGCGAAUAAUGAACCGGACGUCUUUAUUAAAAUUAAGACUAAACAAGCUUGGAUGCUUUUAAAACACUACAGGUUAUGACCAUAUAAAUCUUGAGAGAUUUAAAUACUCCUCACUUUUUAUAUUACUGUAAUGAUCAAUAAUUCAGUUCAUAAUUGAACUUAAUUGAUCUUGCAUUGCUAGCAGUGUACUGCGUUGGAGCUAGUGGUUUUUUUUUUUUUUGUUACAAGAGAAGUGUAAAAUGGAAGAAGAAAAGGUUCCACCGAUUGACCCAGACUUUGCGCCUCAGAGCCGCCCGAGGUCUUGCACAUGGCCGCUGCCGAGACCCGACAUCUCGGCUGUCAAACAGGAGGGGGCGGACGGUCCGGAGUCUGCUGCGGGGACUCCGCCCGCCGAAGAGGAUAAGCAGGAGGCUGCGCCAAUCGCGUCAGAGCCAGAGAAAGUCCCCGCCUCCGAGGGCGGAGCUGUGGCCGGAGUGGGCGGAGCCACACCUCGGAAGGGAUCUUCGCGGCGCAACGCGUGGGGCAAUCAGUCGUAUGCGGACCUGAUCAGUCAGGCCAUCGAGAACUCGCCGGAGAAGCGCCUCACGCUCGCGCAGAUAUACGACUGGAUGGUCAAAACCGUCCCCUACUUCAAGGACAAGGGGGACAGCAACAGUUCAGCUGGGUGGAAGAAUUCAAUCCGCCAUAACCUGUCCCUUCACAACAAGUUCCUGCGCGUGCACAAUGAGUCAACGGGCAAGAGCUCCUGGUGGAUGCUGAACCCUGAAGGGGGCAAGACUGGGAAAGCUCCCCGCCGGCGUGCUGCCUCCAUGGACAACAGCAAGCUGUUAAAGAGCCGCAUGCGUGCCAAGCAGACGAAGAAGCAGGCUGGAGCAGCGGGGCCUCCAGGUGUGGCCGGUGGCAACAUGACGGGGGAGGGGGGUCCAGGAGCUGGGCGUGCAGACAGUCCUGGCUCAUCCCAGCCGUUUUCGAAGUGGGGGGUGAACAGCAGCAGCCCUUCGUCCCGUGGCAGCCUUGAUGACCAGGACAUGUGGACCGGCUUCCGGCCACGUAGCAGCUCCAAUGCCAGCACAUUGAGUGGCCGGCUGUCACCCAUUGCCCCAGGCAAAGAGGAUGAGGAUGAGCUGCCAGAGGACUCGCUGCUGGCGGGAUACUCUACAGGCAGUGUGCCCCCCAUGCUCACAGAGACACUCCUGGAGGAGUUGGACCUGAUAGAUGGCCUAACGCUGAUGACGGCACAGCAGGGCGGGGCUAGCCCUAGCACAGCCCCACCAGCCCCUCCUACCCCUUUGCCCUCUGCCGCCACCUUGCUGGCCCGUGGCUCCAGCUUUGGCUCCUUUCGGGGUCUGCAGACAUCCACUCCUCCUCAGGCCACAGCUACUGCCACUUCUGCUCAGGGUGUGGCUCAGGCCCCUGUCCCACAGAGCUCCACUUCUAACCCUGGUCCAACCUCCUCUACCUUUGGAAACUCCCUCUUUAGCCCCUUGCCAGGGCAAGGAUCACAGGGAGCACACUUUGGGGUCCACGUGCCCUCCAGCCUGGAGGCACUGCUCACGUCUGAUUCACCACCGCCCAGUGAUGUCAUGAUGACCCAGGUGGACCCGCUGAUGCCCAGCCAGGGCACUGCAGGGCUCCUUGGGCUGGGGGCUGACAUAGGGGCAAGUGCACAGGGCAGUCAGUUAUUCUUGGGGAAAAACCUGGAGUCAAACCCAGUUGCAGCCAUAACACAGCCACAACUAGGGAUGGGCAUGCUUCUUGGCAACGUGAACCAAGAUCCCCCUCAGCUGAGCUCGCUGACCACCCAGCUGGCCCAGGGCCCCAACUCCUUUGGUGGCAACAAUAGAGGCGUUCAGGGCUUGGGGUCAUUUGCAGGCCAGAGCUGCUUCUUACCGAGUCAGGACCGGCUGCCCACUGAUCUCGACAUUGAGAUGUUCACGGAGAACCUGGAUUGCGAUGUGGAUUACAUCAUCAACAGUGACCUCAUGGAUGGCGAGGGCAUUGACUUCAACUUUGAUCCCAUACUGCCUGCUGGGCAGGCCUACCCCAACCCUGCCACAACGCAGGGCUCCUCUCACAACUGGGUUCCCAGCUAAGUUCCCAGAAGUCUUUGCAGCUGAUGCCAGGACAGAACCCUUUGUUCAUCUUAAGCGCUGACGCUACAAGGAGGGUAACCCUGAAGACUUAAAUUCAAAUUUGUCCCUUUCCAUCACUUUCUCCAACUCAAACACCUACAGUCUUCAGCACUGCUCAAGACAAGAAAGGCACUUGGACCUGGCCAAACAAUUUAUUACAACAAGUUUUUGGUGUUUAUUUUUUUCAGUCUUUAUUAUUUGACAAAAAACCAGACCUCAUCUGAUGUCAUGUGCCAAUUGAAAUUUGUUAUUCCCAGGAUAAAAGUACUUGGAGACCAAGUACAUGAAUAUUUUCUGAAACACUCUACAAGAUUUAAAAAAAAACAAAAAAAAAGAAAAAAAAUCAGGGUUUUUUUUUUAAAUUGUGUUUUCUGUUUUCCAUUUUAAAAGGUGCUAUUAAGCACAAGAUAUUAAGAGGGUGGGGGGAAGAUGGUGUCAAAGAGUAGCACAAUAGCAAUGGUGCUGUUUUUUUUUUUUUUAUUCUUUCUGUUGUAGUGAAAUAGGAUAAUGGAUCAUGAUUCAAUUAACCUGGCCUUCAUUUCUUUCAUGUUGAAGGAAAAAUGGACAAUGCAUGUCAAAACAAACAUACAAAAAUGGCCAGUUUCAUCUUGGAAAAAAAAGCCAGACUUGCCCCAUUGAGCAGUUACAACAACCCUUCCUUCAGCACUUUCUGUUAUAUGGAUUUCCCAGUCUAGGUCCAUGAAGUCUUACUACGGAAGCUACCAUGGAGUACUGGAGAGGAGAGACCUGAGAGGGGUUGGGUAGGGACAAGUGCGUGUUUGGAGUGCUACCUCCAGUGAUGGACUGGAAUGGGGAUGACAGGUUGGCAAAAUUUAAUACACAUUGUUGGUACAAGAGUUUUUUUUUUUUUUUGGAGUGAAGGAGGAUUGUGGGUAAGAUGGAAAUAGAAAUAUUUAGCAGUUCUGCAUUUGCUUGGCUGUUUAACAAGCGUUUGUGUGCAUCGACACUUGGGGCUCCACUAAGCCGAUCUGGCAGAUGCAAGCAGCGGCGACGCAGUCCUGCAUAAAGGGUUUGCUUUUUUUUGGUUAUCGAGUUGUGAGCAGUUAGGUUCAGUUCACGCAGAUGGAAAAUGUGAUUUGUGGAAUCUCUUUCGAGGCAUUUUGGAACAGUGUUCUUUUCCUCAAAGUCUACCCAAAUGUGAGGUAUGCGUUAUGAUAUUAGAAUCUGGAAUACGGCAUGCAAUGCCUUCUGUUCAGAAUGCAACAUUCAUGCUCGUUUGCGGUUUAUGCACAGCUAGAGAUGAGUGCACCGAACAUCCGUAGGGAGAAGAAAAGAUUAGAACUCAACCCUAGUGACCUUUUCCAAACAAAAAGAGAAAGAGAACCAAUCAUUUCAGCAAAGCAAAAAUGUCACUGGCCUGUGUUUCUUUUUGUGAUGUUCAAUCUUUAAAAGUUUAAAAUAGCUAAACAAGGAGGAAAAAUUGAAGUCAAAAGGUACAAUUCUACACUUGAAACUUUUUGUAUUUUUUUUUUUUUUUUUUAAACAAAACAAAAAAAACGUGGGUUAGCUCCGAAGAUUUUUCUGUUUAGUCUCCAAAAAUUGGGGAGAAGGGGCUUAAUAUAAACAUUUUUAUCACUGAUUAGUUUUUCAUAUACUAACCUUUUGUAAGAAAUUAACAGUGUAAAGGAACAAAGUAUAUUUGAUUAUAGUUUUAAUAUACAGUUCAGAUUAAACUUAUUAGUUGA